Messenger RNA from Colius striatus (speckled mousebird), 507 nucleotides. Its product is annotated as scale keratin-like. The transcript is spliced from 2 exons. Lineage: Eukaryota; Metazoa; Chordata; Aves; Coliiformes; Coliidae. Gene Ontology annotation, cellular component: intermediate filament. Bases 1 to 507 code for a protein of 168 amino acids. The record is from RefSeq and is a predicted model, not a curated record. Gene Ontology annotation, molecular function: structural constituent of cytoskeleton.
AUGUCUUGCUACGACCUGUGCUCCCCUGCUGUCAGUGGCAUCAGCCGCCCCCAGCCCCUCGCUGACAGCGGCAAUGAGCCGUGUGUGCGCCAGUGCCCCGACUCCACUGCUGUGAUCCAGCCACCUGCAGUCGUUGUCACCUUCCCUGGCCCCAUCCUCAGCUCUUUCCCCCAGAGUUCAGUUGUGGGAUCCUCUGGAGCACCCAUCCUUGGAGGCUCUGUGAGCUCCCUGGGCUAUGGGGGCUAUGGCUCCCUUGGCUAUGGGAACUCAUCCCUGGGCUAUGGGGGUCUGUAUGGCUAUGGGAACUCAUCCCUGGGCUAUGGGGGUCUGUAUGGCUAUGGGAACUCAUCCCUGGGCUAUGGGGGGCUGUAUGGCUAUGGAAACUCAUCCCUGGGCUAUGGGGGGCUGGGCCUGUAUGGCUAUGGUAGAUCCUAUGGCUCUGGCUCCUGCAGCCCUUACUCCUACCAGUACAGCAGAUACCGUCGUGGCAGCUGUGGGGCCUUCUAA